Molecule: messenger RNA, 2238 nt
Organism: Miscanthus lutarioriparius
Lineage: Eukaryota; Viridiplantae; Streptophyta; Magnoliopsida; Poales; Poaceae
Source: the annotation of a GenBank genome assembly
AUGGAAGGCGGCGAGGGCUCCGGAUUCGACGCGGCACACAUGAAGAGGCGGCGGAGCAGCGCGGCGAGGCGGCCGAGGCCGGAGGGCGGCGGCCCUGCCGCGGAGCAGCGGGGCAACACCUCCCCUCCGUCACCGUCGGCGUUGUCCAGGAGCGGGCCGAGGAGGCUGCUGUUGACUUCGGACGAGAACGCCACCGGCCCCGACGGGAGCAACCGUAGGCGUGAGUUCCUCCUGAACGCUCCGUCGCCGGAGCGCGCGACCAAGGGCAGCAUCGGGCUGCGUUCCGAGGCCGCGGCCGGUGGCUCCAGGAAGAGCGAGGGUAGCAGCAGCCAUGGUGCGCAUGCCCCUGAGGGGAACCGCGGUUCGUCGCCGGCUGGUGAGAAGCUGGGGAAGGUGAAGCUCAAGAUUCGUAACGUGUUACCGAAACCGAACCCUGAUACGCCGCCAGCGAAGCCUCCACGGCCUGUAGAUUCGCGGCACCAGCAAAAGCAUGGCCAUCUGACCGAAGGCGCAAAAGAUUCUGACAGGUCAACCUCUUCACGAGACAAGAAAGCCCGAAAGGAGAGGUCAAUUGAAGAAACAAUGGCGCAGGAGCAAGCAGGCAAAGUUCAGAGAGAACCUUCUUCAGAUCCUGUCCGGAAGAGUAGGAGGCUUGCUAAGAAGUCUGUGGACAAUGAAUUUGAUGAGGACUAUGAUACAAGCAAUCUUGGAACUCCUGAAGAUUGGGAUAGUACUCGUGAGCCUAAGAGCAAAGGAAAUAUCUCUAAGAAGAGCACCUCAAAGAAAGGGAAAAAUAGGAGCAAGGUGUAUGGGGCUGAUAAUGAUUUUGUUACUUCCCGAUCUGGCAAGAAAAGAUCUAGAGAAUCAGCUGAUGAUGAUAAUACUGAAGAAGAACCAACCUCAGACAGUGAACCUGACGUCGAAGACACCGAACAAAAAACAGCGAUUGAGUCACCUGUCAAUGUUAGAAGUGAACCUCUCACAACACGCCGCCGUGCCCUUCAAUCAUGGAUGGAUGGCAGCAGCAGCAGUACUGUUGAGUUCCCUGAUGGUCUGCCUCCAGCCCCUUCGAGAAGCAAGAAGGACAAGCUUUCUGAAGAGGAAAUGCUUGCAAAGAAGGCUGAAGCUGCUCAACGACGCAGGAUGCAGGUGGAAAAAGCCACUAAAGAAAGUGAGGCGGAAGCUAUAAGGAAAAUAUUGGGCAUAGACUCUGACAAGAAGAAAGAAGAGAGGAAGCAAAAGGAGCGAGAAGAGAAGGAGCGAGCUACCAGAGCACAAAACAUCGCGGCAAACUCGGUCCGCUGGGUCAUGGGGCCCACCGGAACCGUUAUUUCGUUUCCACAUGCAGUAGGCCUCCCCAGCAUCUUCCACUCCAAGCCUCACAGCUUGACGUGCCCACGUCACAGCAAUGGCAACGAGCACUACCAGCAGCAGCAGAGGAAGAAGAAGGCUGGCAGCUCUCUUGGUUUUGGUUUGAUUAUUGUUCUUGCAGAAUAUAGGUGUUACGUCCCCAUCCAUUUUUAUGUACCAAAGAAAGGAAAGGCGGCAUUUUUCUUUACAAUGUAUGGGUUAUUAUUAGCAGCUUGGGAAAUAAUUAUGGCCAAUCCCGAAGGGCAACGUGCACUGAGGAAUGUCACAAACAACAUCAGUGCAGAUGAAGCUGAGCGUAGGAGGGAAGAACGGAACCAACAACAACGUAAAAGGCGAAAUGAGAUGACCAAUGAACAAAGAGAGGAGAUGAACAGGAAGCGACGUGAACAACGGGCGAUGAAGAAGGUUCAACCGGAUAAUCUAAAUGCCAUCAUCAAUGCAACGUCAUCCACGUUGGCAGCAGAUGCUACGCGGCCCCAUGGUCUGGUAAGCGAUCAGACACCAAUGAACCAACAAAUAUCAGGAAAUAAUUAUUCCAGCAUGGACCAAAACACCCCAAUUAUAUUGGACAAAGAAAAUAUCCCCCCAGAUGCACACGGGGAUCAUAGCCAUGUUGGCAUUGCCGAAACCACCAUAAGAGACAGUGCACUAUCUGUUGUCACCGGCAAAGAUGACCUAGCCCCACAAAUGACACCUGCUAACAUUGCUAAUGCUAAGAGGGAAGAAAGGAACAUGCAACAACGGAAGCGAAGAGCUGAGAUGACCAAUGAACAAAGGGAAGAGAGUAAUAGGAAACAACGUGAGUACCGAGCACGGAAGAAGGCUGCAUCGCAAAAUAUUAGCACCGCCUCAUUGUGUCUCAAGUAG